AGUUGCUGGUCAGGUUUCCGCAGGAACAUCCAAUGGCUUCUCCCAUCCUCUUCCUCGCUCUUUUCAUAACCUCAGUGGUUGGUAAGCUCCCUGACCAUCUUCCCAGUAAGUACUGCAUCGAGAUUGUCUAUGGUGGAUUUUUUGAUAAGCUGUAUGUUCGCCACGAAGUCACUUUCUUGAACGAGCAUUUCAUGAAGUACGAGCAGUACAACUGGCGAUGGUUCAUUCCUAUCUGGAGGCAUAAGCGCGGGUUGGAGAAAGUACCAAUGCACUACAACCCUUGCUACGAUGCCCCUCAGCCCUACGUUAUGGAUCGUGACUUCAGCGGGUUCUACUUCACCAAGGAGCAAUUUGCCGCCAUGAGACAUAACGAGACCACCGAUGAGCUCAACAUGAUGAUCGACAAUGUGCCCCGCAUGCUUGCAAGGUGCCCAAUCUCGAACAUGCGCAAGGUGCCGGCCAGUGUCGUGGACGCUGAGGCGAUGCCCGAUGUUUCCGAUUAGUGGGCAUGGAAUGGGUAUGGUAACUGUUAGGCAAGUUUUGAGCUUGGUCCGUACUGACGCUACGGUAGGGAAAAGCAGGUACCGCCCUGAUAUUUCAAAUACUCGUCCUAGAUCUGGAUCUUCUUUCAUCAUCCUUAUCUCGGAUGAGGUAUUUUUUUCCGCAUCUUCUUUAUUUUUCGUUCUCGCUCUUUAAA
Messenger RNA from Perkinsus marinus ATCC 50983, 697 nucleotides. RefSeq lists its product as hypothetical. The record is from RefSeq and is a predicted model, not a curated record. The transcript has a single exon. NCBI's taxonomy places the organism in Eukaryota, Perkinsozoa, Perkinsida, Perkinsidae. Bases 33 to 503 code for a protein of 156 amino acids.